Molecule: messenger RNA, 831 nt
Organism: Rhagoletis zephyria (snowberry fruit fly)
Lineage: Eukaryota; Metazoa; Arthropoda; Insecta; Diptera; Tephritidae
Source: RefSeq, a predicted model, not a curated record
AUGCCCAAAGUCGUCUCUCGAAGCAUCCCCUGUGCGGACACGGCCAACCAGCAGAACUCCCAUGAGUACCGCGACGAGACCGCUCUGAUCGUCUACGACUGCCUCUGCGGCCAAAUGUGCCUGAUCACCGACACGCCGAUAAAGCGACUUCCACUUCGUCUGAAGGACGGCGCCCGGGUCCUCGACCCCGCCCGAACCACUUUCAAACUGUACCUGGCUCAGGCAAAGUCUGAGGACGUCGUCUACCUGAGCACCAGCACUUCAGAACAAAACUCCUCCUCUUCAGAUCAGUUCAUCGAGCGACAGUUCGUGCAAAAAUGCGCCCGAUGCUCUCUGCCCAUCGUCUACCGGAGCACGCCGCUUCCAAAGACACAACUCCCUGGUCAAUCUGCGGAUCAAAACGCCAUUCUCUUCAUCCUCGAUGGGGCGCUCGUCGCGCGAAAGGUCGUCGAUCCGAGCAAGCCCGGAUUCAGCGGUGGUCGUGGAGGUAACUAUCGAAACUCUUCCGAUACUUACCAGAAAUCGCGCGUCAACAUCACCAAGAAGGACAUGGGCAAGUUCAGCUCGGUGACCAUCAGCACGGUGGACGAGGAAGAGGACGAGAUUGAGGAGCGAGAGGUGGCCGACUCUUAUGCGGCCAAUGCGCGCAUAAUUGAGCGCAACUUGAAGCGCAAGAAGCUGGGCAAUCCGGGAAGAGUAGACGCUGACAAGUCAGCUACGGGAGUUGCGGGAGCUUCUGGAGCAGCAGUGGACAUUGUGACUCAGACGACUGAAGCUGUUCAAGAGUCAGAAAGAGCCAAGCGUCAUAAAGUGGGGACGCUCAUUGAGUGA